Molecule: messenger RNA, 312 nt
Organism: Tupaia belangeri chinensis (Chinese tree shrew)
Lineage: Eukaryota; Metazoa; Chordata; Mammalia; Scandentia; Tupaiidae
Product: N-cym protein
Source: RefSeq, a predicted model, not a curated record
AUGCAGCACCGACCCGGCGGGCCUGGCAAUUGCUUGGCAUUAAAAAUUCUCCCGGAGGGCUCCGGGGGUGUGGAUUGGGGAGGGGGAGCCUAGGCGUCUAACUGCCCCCGCCUUGACUGCGUCUGUGCAGCUGAGAGCGAGGCCGGCGCCAAGCAAAGCCCGGCGGAGGGCUUGUUCGACUGUAAUCUCCGAAGCGGGCUAGACCCGGGGUGCAAGGGGACAGGACGCGCCCAUUUAGGAACCAGACUGCAGGAUGUUUCUAGUUUCCAAUGGAAAGGAGGAAAGCCCCCCCUCCCCCUUGUUCGAAAAUAA